GUUUCUAGUUGUGGUGUAGGGAUGCUGUGCGGAUCAUUCCAUCACAUGCAGCAGUCCCGAGCAUAUGGAGAACCGCUGAUUUGUCGACUUCCAAGGACCAGGGUGCUGAAAUGGAACAAAUAUGUUUGAUCCUUUUGCUUAUAAGUAAGGCAUUAUCAGUUGGAGCACAAUUCAAUGGAUACAACUGUGAUGCCAACUUCCACAGCCGCUUCCCUGCGGAGCGGGACAUAAGUGUGUACUGUGGGGUGCAGACAAUCACCCUCAAGAUCAACUUUUGUCCGGUUCUCUUCUCCGGCUACACCGACAUUGACCUGGCCCUCAACGGUCGCCAUGGAGAUGCCCACUGCCGUGGUUUCAUCAAUAACAACACCUUCCCCACCGUGGUCCUCUUCAGCAUUAGCCUUGCCACCCUGGAGACAUGUGGCAAUGCCCUGGUGGUUUCCACGGCUCAGGGGCCUAAUGCUUAUGGGAACCUCUCACUGGUGCAGAUUGGGAACAUAUCCGGGUACAUCGAUACACCAGAUCCCCCGACUAUCAUUAGCUACCUGCCAGGUCUGCUCUACAAAUUCAGCUGUAGCUACCCUCUGGAAUACCUGGUGAACAAUACACAGCUGGCUUCGUCAGCUGCUGCAAUAUCAGUGAAGGACAGCAAUGGUACUUUUGUCAGUACUUUGAGUCUACUGCUUUACAAUGACUCGUCAUACGUUCAGCAGCUGUCAAUCCCUAUGGCGGGGCUCACACUGAAGACACGUGUGUUUGCAGCAGUCAAAGCUACCAACUUGGACAGGAGAUGGAAUGUUCUGAUGGACUACUGUUACACCACUGCCUCUGGGAAUCCAAAUGAUGAACUUCGCUAUGACCUCUUCUUUAGCUGUGACAAAGACCCACAGACAACUGUGUUUGAGAAUGGGAAGAGUCAAAUGGGCCGUUUUGCCUUUGAAGUGUUUCGCUUUGUCAAGCACAAGAACCAGAAAAUGUCUACCGUCUUCCUGCACUGCGUUACCAAGCUGUGUCGAGCCGAUGACUGCCCCAUGCUCAUGCCGAUCUGUGGUAGUAGAAAGAAGCGGGACGUCUCAGAGAGGACGGAAUCAAACUCUGCAUCAGGAAACGCUAUCAUUACUGCUGGGCCAAUAAUCACAAGGAGCGAUGACACUCCAAUGAACAACUCACAACUAGCUCAACUAAACAGCCCAGUGUUUCGGAUGAACACGGUUACCAGCGCACUUAUCUCAGGCAUCAUCAUCCUUGGUGUAAUGAGCCUGUGUUUCUUCAUCUUAUCCCUUACCCUCCUCAAGGGCAAGAGGGGCCCACCGACCAUCUUGUCGGGGGCUCGCAACCCAGCUUUCAACUAACUCCAGCAAUCACCCCUGCUCCCAAGAUCUUGCCUUCCCCCUUCCCUUGAGGCCACUACAUAGAAGGAGAGAGUGGGACUCACAUGUACACAUUUACAGUAGAGUGAAAAGCCCAAAUUGUUCAUUUAUAUGAAUGUAAACUGUACUGUAUAAUUCAUGUUAGCAUAGGUAUAGUUGACAUCUCGAGAAUGUAUAUUUCUUUGUAAGUAUUGUACUUCUAUUGUUUCAACCCAGUGACAGUCCGGUUAUUGUUAGGUGUUUCAUUUGCAAAGUGGAUUUCAGUUCAAUUUAAUACCUCAGCUACUCGGUAUCCUAUUGCAGGGUAAAGGAUAAUUUACAAGAAAUACAUAUAGUGUAGAAUAAACUGCUCUAACACCAAAUUCUUGUUAAGUUGGUAUGUUUACAGGGAGAAAUGUAAACAGUGUCCCUGAAAUGGAUAUAAAAUGAGUGACCUCUAAACAACAUCCUAUGCAAUAAUUAAAAAACUCAGAAAAGAGCCUGGGGUUGGAUUUCGUUAAUUUCCUGAAAAGACUUAGACCACUGUGUAAGGGUUGUAAUGAAUGAAAAGCUAACAAAUAAUGUACCAGUUACAUUUUAUAUCCAUUAUGUUAUUAAUAUUGCUGAUAAGUACCAUAGUUAGUAUAAUGAUUAUAAUACAUUACUUGAUAGGUCAUUACUCAUGAAUGCUAGGUAAAUGCUCUACCUAAAUUAAUGCAAUCUUCAAAUUGUUUAACUAGUUUAAAUUACAUUUUGGACUGUCAUUAGGCUUUUUAGUCAAAUGUGUAUGAAGAGUUUCAUUCCAAAACGCUAUAAUAUACAUUUUCAGAAAUGUUGGUUAUAUUAGCUUUUCUUGUAUAAAUCUAUUAUGAAAGGGAUUGGUCUGCUUGUUUGAAAUCUACCAAAAAAUGGUUUCAUUUCAAAGAGAAAAAUAAUCAUGUUUUGUUGCAAAAUGCUAUAUAUCCGCCUCCCUUUCAGAUAAAAAAAGUAGUACAGCUAGGUUUUAUGAAGUCAAAUGUGACAUAACUAAAUUUUUUAUAAAUAACUGUACAAAUUCUACCUUUGUGACUACAAUAUAUAAUGACAAAAAUGUAUAUAUAUAUAUAUAUACACAAAAAAUUAUUCAAUGCAGUAAUAUGAGAUCUGUAUGUAAAAUUGUCAUUUAGCAGACGCUGAUAUCCAGAGUGACUUACAGUUAGUGCAUUUAUCUCGUAGCUAGGUGGGACAACCACAUGUCAGUCAAAUAUACAGUGAAUUCGGAAAGUAUUCAGACCCCUUCCCCUUUUCCACAUUUUGUUACAUUACAGCCUUAUAACAUUAAAAAAAUAUAAAUACUCAACAAUCAACAAACAAUACUCUAUAAUGACAAAGUGAAAACAGGUUUUGAGAAAGUUUUGCAAAUGUAUUAAAUAAAAACAGCUAUACCUUAUUUAAAUAAGUAUUCAGACACUUUACUUUGAGACUCAAUAUUGAGCUCAGGUGCAUCCUGUUUCCGUUGAUCAUCCUUGAGAUGUUUAUACAACUUGAUUGGAGUCCACCUGUGGUAAAUGCAAUUGAUUGGACAUGAUUUGGAAAGGCACACAACUGUCCAUAUUGCAAAACCAAGCUAUGGUUUUCAAAGCAAAACCAAGCUAUGAGGUCAAAGGAAUUAUAUAUACAGCUCCCCGACAUGCUACACCUGGUACCAUCUCUACGAUGAAGCAUGAUGGUGGCAGCAUCAUGCUGUGGGGAUGUUUUUCAGUGACAGGGACUGGGACACUAGUUAAGAUUGAGGGAAAGAUGAACGGAGCAAAGUACAGAAAGAUCCUUGAUGAAAACCUGCUCCAGAGCUCUUAGGACCUCAGACUGGGGUGAAGGUUAACCUUCCAACAGGACAACAACCCUAAGCACACAGCCAAGACAACUCAGGAGUGGCUUCGGGACAAGUCUCUGAAUAUCCGUGAGUGGUCAAGCCAGAGCCCGGACUUGAACCUGAUCGAACAUCUCUGGAGAGACCUGAAAAUAGCUGUGCAGCGACGCUCCCCUUCCAACCUGACAGAGCUUGAGAGGAUCUGCAGAGAAGAAUGGAAGAAACUCCCCAAAUACAGGUGUGGCAAGCUUGUAGCAUCAUACCCAAGAAGACUCAAGGUAGUAAUCACUGCCAAAGGUGCUUCAACAAAGUACUGAGUAAAGGGUUUGAAUACUUAUGUA
Messenger RNA from Salvelinus fontinalis (brook trout), 3539 nucleotides. RefSeq names its product zona pellucida-like domain-containing protein 1. Gene Ontology annotation, cellular component: cell surface. The coding region runs from base 111 to 1352 and encodes 413 amino acids. Lineage: Eukaryota; Metazoa; Chordata; Actinopteri; Salmoniformes; Salmonidae. The transcript is spliced from 11 exons. The record is from RefSeq and is a predicted model, not a curated record.